Molecule: messenger RNA, 998 nt
Organism: Amphimedon queenslandica
Lineage: Eukaryota; Metazoa; Porifera; Demospongiae; Haplosclerida; Niphatidae
Product: cell wall protein DAN4-like
Exons: 3
Source: RefSeq, a predicted model, not a curated record
AACUACACUUACUGUCCAAUGGACCCAACCAAUAAACAAUAUCUGUUUAACAUUAUAACUACUAAUAAAGCUGGGAAUGGAUCUACUAGUAACAUAACUGUUGGAUUUCAAUCAACAAGUUCAUCAGUUUUGCAAUAAUGCGUCACUAAUGAACAUUACUUUGAAAGGAUGUACUAAGGAUAACUGUUAUUCAACAACAAAUGUAUCCAUAAGCAAUAGUUCUUAUAAUAAUAUUAUUUCACUUGUUGUUCAAUUUCCAUCAAAUAAGACACUGAAUACUAAUGCUACCUUGUACUAUCAAAAUGGAGUUACAGUUCAAAGCAACACUAUAACAAUCAGUACUCAUGAUCUUCAGAAAUUUACAUUGAUUAAUAUCACAUCAAAUUCUGUUUGUCUUCAGUUUCAGUAUAUCAAUGGCAGUACACCUAAUAGUGAUGUUAUUCUUUUCACUGAUAAUAUGAACUAUACUGAGUCUUACCUCAUAUCUCCUGAUAAUCAAUUCACCUUUAUUCAGUGUAUUGAUGACAUACCAGCUGGUAAUAACUUAAGAUUGUAUGCAUGUGAGUUAGCUACCAUAAAGAACUGUGAAUCUAAUCCUCUUGCUGUAAUAACUGAUAUUAAUAUUACUGAUGACUUUACAUCUUUAGUUCUAAUGUCAUCAGUUCAUUCAUCAUCAGUAUCACUCACAUCAACAGUAUUGACUACUCCAUCAAAGAUGUCUGUACCAUUGACAAUAUCUACUUCACCAGUAGCAACUAAUUCAACAGUUCCAACUACUUCAUCAAUGACAUCUUUACCAACAAUGGUGCCGCCUGUACCAACUCCAUCAAUAAUGUCUGAAUUUGUGACAUUUCCUUUAUCAGUGUUGACUACUUCAACUACUUCAAGAGUACAACUUACUACAAGUAGCUCCAUCAUAAGCAGUACUACAGAUACUCCUACCAUCAGUAGCUCUACUUCUAUUCCUACCACUAGAUUAACUAGUACAUUAGUGACAG